AUGCAACACCACGUUUCCACGGAGAAAGCUGCGUGUUUCCACGGAGAAGCUGCGUGUUUGAACGAAGAAGGUGCGUGUUUCCAUGGAGAAGAUGCGUGUUUCCUCGAAGAAGAUGCGUGUUUCCAUGGAGAAGAUGCGUGUUUCCACGGAGAAGCUGCGUGUUUGAACGAAGAAGCUGCGUGUUUCAACGGAGAAGCUGCGUGUUUCCACGAAGAUGCGUGUUUCCAUGAAGAAGCUGCGUGUUUCCACGGAGAAUAUGGGCGUUUCCACGGAGAAGAUGCAUAUUUGUUCGGAAAAAAGGCUUCCCGUGACAGAACAACGGCAAUAUUCGACGGAGAAGUGUGA
Messenger RNA from Paramuricea clavata, 345 nucleotides. NCBI's taxonomy places the organism in Eukaryota, Metazoa, Cnidaria, Anthozoa, Malacalcyonacea, Plexauridae. The record is from the annotation of a GenBank genome assembly.